Diaporthe batatas is the source of this 2753-nucleotide messenger RNA. RefSeq lists its product as uncharacterized. The record is from RefSeq and is a predicted model, not a curated record. Gene Ontology annotation, cellular component: mitochondrion. Bases 602 to 1921 code for a protein of 439 amino acids. Gene Ontology annotation, molecular function: pyruvate dehydrogenase (acetyl-transferring) kinase activity. The transcript has 4 exons. Gene Ontology annotation, biological process: regulation of glucose metabolic process; protein phosphorylation. Lineage: Eukaryota; Fungi; Ascomycota; Sordariomycetes; Diaporthales; Diaporthaceae.
UAUGUACUGUAAUAGCCAGAGGUGACGUGACGUGACGUGAGCUGCCAGCAAAACCGUCCAGGUGCUCGCUCUGCUCGGCUGCCGUGCAUGGUGCGCUGCGGGUGAGCUCCGUUCUGUAUGUGGUCUGCGAGCGAGCCAGGCCGGCCGUUCUUAAGCUUUCUGGCCCUCUUCGUGCCGCAAUCCAAUACACCUCCCUUCUGGGCAACGACAAGGCUUAGGAAUUAUCUCGAUUCCUCCCUAAUUUGACCACCCCCAAACCCCCCAGGCGGUCUUUCGAGGACUCCCAUGUGUCCGCGGACCUUUAUUAGGCCCUCUAAGCCCAAAAGCUAAGCCCUCGGGACCCCAAUCCGUCCGCAGGAUAGCGUUGCGUCAUUCCCAUACUGCUCCGUAUCGAUUAAUCCCGGCGUUGCCUCGGCUAAGGGUGCACUUCUUCCUGAAGAGUCACUCCCAUUGCACAGACUCGAAGGGAACUCGAGGUCCCUUACACCACACCGCGGACUGUCGAGCGCUCACUUGAGACGGUACCGGUCGUCGAUGAGGCAAUCAUAGGCAGACACCCGUCCCUCAGGCAAUCGUGGGCAUCCACGCUCAAUCCGUCGACAUGUCGUGGCGGAAGACCGAGAAGCUGAUGGACACCAUCCGUCACUAUGCCUCCUUCCCUGCUACCGGCGUCAGUCUGCGCCAGAUGGUCCAAUUCGGCGAGAGACCCUCUGUCGGAACCCUAUUCCGCGCCUCUCAGUUCCUCUCAGAAGAGCUACCCAUAAGGCUGGCCCACAGGGUCCAGGAGCUCGAGACACUCCCCGACGGCCUCAGUGAGAUGCCCUCGGUAAAGAAGGUUCACGACUGGUAUGCACAGUCAUUUGAAGAGAUCACCGACCUCCCACGACCGAAGCUCCCCACUGACGUGCGCGAACGUCUCAUGCGCCCCAGCAAGUCUCUCGGAAAAGGCCAGAUGCUGCCGGAGGCGACACCGAACCCCAGCAUCGAGGAGGGCCAGUAUACCUCGAUGCCGCAAGCAAAUGGCAAUGGGAGAGAAAGCUGGGCCAAAAAGUACCAGGCUGCAAGGCGGUACUUCGCCAUGGUCGACGACAGCGGCGAUUGGCCUCCGGACCUGCAGCUGUACAACCAGAGAUUUGCACAAACCCUGCACAAGAUUAAACGGCGUCAUGACGGGGUCGUAACAACCAUGGCGCAGGGAAUCCUCGAGUACAAGCGCAAGCGACAACGCAUGCAGAUCGACGGCACAAUCCAAUCAUUCUUGGACCGGUUUUACAUGUCGCGCAUCGGUAUACGGAUGCUCAUCGGUCAGCACAUCGCUCUGACCGACCAGAGCCACUACACAGACCCAAACUAUGUCGGGAUAAUCUGCACCAAGACGAAUGUGCAGGAUCUGGCGCAAGAAGCGAUCGAAAACGCGAGGUUUGUGUGUGAGGACCACUAUGGCCUGUUCGAGGCACCCAAGAUCCAGCUCGUGUGCAACCCCAACCUGAACUUCAUGUACGUGCCCGGGCAUCUGAGCCACAUGCUAUUCGAGACCCUCAAGAACUCGCUGCGCGCCGUGGUGGAGACGCACGGCCAGGAUAAGCAGGAGUUCCCCGUGACCAAGGUGAUCGUGGCCGAGGGCAAGGAGGACAUCACCAUCAAGAUCUCAGAUGAGGGCGGCGGCAUCCCACGCAGCGCGAUCCCGCUGGUGUGGACGUACAUGUAUACGACCGUCGACAGGACGCCGAGCCUGGAUCCUGACUUCGACAAGAGCGACUUCAAGGCACCGAUGGCGGGUUUCGGGUACGGCCUACCCAUAUCGAGGCUGUACGCGCGAUACUUUGGAGGUGAUCUGAAACUGAUUAGCAUGGAAGGAUACGGCACAGACGUGUACCUGCAUCUGAACAGAUUGUCCAGCUCGUCAGAACCUCUGCAGUAGCAAUCAGCAGUCAUGAGGGAUUCGGAAGGAAGGUCUCGAGGAUUGACGAUGGGAUUGAGAUAUAUUUUACAUAAACGGCUGAAGAGCCCGCACCAGCUCGAGAUAUCGGAGAGGCGACAAGUGGGCGACGUCGAGGAUGCAGUGAAGCAGAGUGACCCUGGCAUGGGCUAUUUCCGAGACCGCGGUGCUGACUUGUAGGACUCUCUUGGGUUCCAAGCUUUGGGCUUCAGGGAGGGGAAGGUGGCUGGUUGGUUGGGGAGGACUUGAUACAUCCAGCAAUGACCGUGGCAAGAGACGACGCGAUUGGUCUUGAAGGAAGAGUCCACAACGGUGCUCUGGCCGGUUCGUUGCUGGAAGGGAAGGAAGAGCAAGCACAAGGAAGCAGUGUCUGUUUGCAUGAUACGCUGCAAGCCUGCGCCCGCACACGAGUGGAAGAGACCACUACCAAGGUACCUAGGUACCUAGGUAGCCAUUGCCACUAAGGGCAAUUCGCCGAACGCGACGGCAAGCGUGGCCAUAUUGCCAGGGUGGGAAACGAGGCACCUACAUAUUGGAAAGGAAGGAGGGCCGUACGCCAAAAUGGCAACGUUCAAGUGGUCAAAUGAUGGCUCGCCCAGAGCAGGCCGGCAUACGACACAUCACAACUACAGUCACGAAAUGGUAGCUAUAAAUGAAUGGCGGGGGAACUAUGGAUGAAGCACACGGCUUGAGUGGUAGGUAGUCUACAGCAUCUACAGGUGGUAGCCAGAAGGAACAGGCACAAGCCAACAAACCUCGGUGAGCUGUGAAAAGAGAGCAGGAAGAGCUAGACAAUACAAGGCUUUUGAACCAA